Myxozyma melibiosi is the source of this 3311-nucleotide messenger RNA. RefSeq lists its product as uncharacterized. The record is from RefSeq and is a predicted model, not a curated record. Gene Ontology annotation, cellular component: cytoplasm; cell septum. Gene Ontology annotation, biological process: positive regulation of G2/M transition of mitotic cell cycle; establishment of cell polarity. The transcript is spliced from 4 exons. The coding region runs from base 204 to 3161 and encodes 985 amino acids. Lineage: Eukaryota; Fungi; Ascomycota; Lipomycetes; Lipomycetales; Lipomycetaceae.
CUUUGUCUACUCUGUCCCGGUGCCGCGCGAGCAUCUAUAUUACUUUUUACUGCGUGCUUGUCGCCGGCCUGUGCCUUUUUCACUCUUUUUGUCUUCGCAACGGGUUUGCUUGGCUCCGCUCUGCUUCCCGCGACUCACUGGCGCGUCUGUUCAGCACGCAGUUCGUCUGCCCGGCUACAACCAACCCCCCGGGUUAGUUUCUCAUGGAGGUCUCGUCAAUUCCUCCCCGCAGCGAUUCCAAAGCUGCAGCCAAUCUCGCCAUCCCCGCCGCCGCGCGAAAAUCAGACGAGGACGAGCGAGACAGAGCCAGUCAGCGGUCAUCUUCGUCGCAGCAGUCCUCGGUCUCCUUGCCCGCGAACCACAAUGACUCCGCCGGCAGCGUGAGUCCGAUAUCGAGUCUGUCGGUGCCGCAGCUGACUGUCAUUACGCCGUUCGGAAGCGCGAUGCCGCUCGAAAACAUCGAUCUCGACGAGCCCUCGGUAGUAGUUGCUCAGGAACGCAGUAGUAUCCAGGCACUCAAGCGGCUCUCGUUCGAGGUAUCCGCGGCCUCGGACCCGGAUUUACCGGGCAUUUCGCAAAAUCAACAGCAACAACAGCAACAACUACAACAACAGCAGCAGCAGCAAUCUCAACAACAGUCGUUUGGCAGCAUACGUCCGUCGUCGCCCGCGGCCGACAGCGACGACGAAGAAUCGAUAUCAUCCACAGGAAGUGGCAACAGCGGCAAAUCAAACGACCAACCGCUGCUCUGGGUACCCGCGCACUUACACCCCGCUCUAGCCCCGAAAGAAUGGAAGACAUAUGUACAAGAACGCGUGUCCGAGAUUCAAAAACUAGCAGACCGCAAGUCCUCGCCGUCCAGCACGAACGGCAACUCGCUGCAGAUCCCAAACGCGGGUCAGCAGUCAUCUUCAAGCUCGCGGAUCGUGCGCCGGAAAUCAAAGCUGUCGCGCGAAAUCGACACGUCGGGCGACACGCCUGCCGGGUACGAGGACGGCGCGGACGUGCUUCAGGAACGGAAGGCGCAUGUCGAGGUCACGGUCUCGGAUCUGGAGUUGUUUGAGACGUAUGCAUUGCAGGCGCGAUCGCCGCCUUCGUCGCCGUCUGGGAUGCCGUUUGUGCGUCAACAAAGCGAGACAGCGGCCGUUUCUCCUGCGGCGGAUGCCAACAUCUCGAGCCGGAUUAAUGGACGGGGUUUAAGACGAUCGACACAUACGUUGAGGAAGCUAGGCAGUCAGUCAUCGUCUUCUGCGACGGCAAGUGUGGAUGACGCUGAUUAUGAGCGGGCAGUGGGCUUGAUCCAGCAGGACACCGUCGAUCUGUCUCCUCCGGUGCAGGCGCGGCAUGGUAUCUUGCAAACCUCCGCAGCGACAUCAGCCGCCGUUCAGCACGUUACGGUUGAAGAUGGGAAACUGAAGCUCGAGUUUGACGACGACACAUGGAAAUUCGACGAGCUCGAAAAGCCGACGGGCGAGCACUUGGUUGCGUCUGUGGCCGCUGCUGAAGAUCCGACUACCCCUCGGAGUCUCGCAAAGUCGUCGGAUGAAGACCUGGGAUACUACCCGCGUCCGCACCCGCUCACUGCAGCUCCUUCCUUACAGCCUCCUGCGUCAUCACAAUCUCCAGCACCAUUUCCGCGCUCCGAACCCGCGACCCGGAAUUCUCUCGACAAUAUCUCGACAGACUCGCAGGGCUCAAGGUACAGCAACAAAAAGCGCAACAAAGCGACGGCGAUCAAAGCCAGCUUCGGGCGUCUCUUCACGUCCGACAAGGAGAAGGAGGGCAAUAGUAGCAGCGGGGGUCUUAAAUCGUCAUUUAACGACGCCGUGCGCUCGACUUCAAAGAAAGUCGCCAGUUUUUCGUCGGCGUCGGCGUCAUCUUUCUCUACGCCGACGAGGAGUCAGAGCAUGCCUGUUGACUUGGGAGCGAAGGAUUCGCGAAAUUCGAUAGAUUCGUCGAGCACGGAUUCGAGUGUGGAGGAGAAGAAGAAGGAUAGCAAGCUCACGAAUAUUUUCCGCAUGAACAGGAAGAAUAAAGAGGCAAAGCAACAGCAGCAGCAGCAGCGGUCGCAUUUCUCAAAACUGAUGCCUACAGAGGUGCGUCAUCGGCGGUCGUCCUCAUCCUCACUCUCGUCUGUGAUUUCGGACUCUAUGCUGUACGGAAUCAGCGGCAACCCGUACGGGCGGUCGAGAAGUGUUUCACCGUCGCGAUCGCCGGGGCGAAGGAUGGGUCCGCGGAUGAACGGCGGGGAACAAGAGGACGAGUAUGAGUACGAGCGACCAUAUUACUACACGCGGUUUCCGUUGCACGUCGAGCGGGCGAUCUACCGGCUGUCGCACCUGAAGCUUGCGAAUCCGCGGCGGCCGCUGUGUCAGCAGGUGUUGCUGAGCAAUUUCAUGUACGGAUAUCUGGAUACGAUCAACCAGGAUAGCUUGUACUUUCAGCAGCAGCAGCAGCAGCAGUUUGAGCAGCAGCAGAAGCAGCAGGAGUAUUACGGAGGGGGAUAUCGUCCGUCUGAUUUGUACGAGUACGGACAGGAUGAGAUGACGUAUGGAGUGAAGGAUGGGGACUAUGUGGACGCGUUUGAGGAGCAUGAGCUGUACGGGGGAUACUAUGAUCCAACGGAGGACGACGAUGAUUACGCGCUACCACCAUCAGAAUACGAAGACGAAGUGGAAGAAAGAGACGAGUCGGAUGUGCGACCGCGACAGGUAAAAACAAGGAACCCGUAUCGGCAGCAGCGAGAGCAGGUGGAGCAUGAGCAGCAGGAGCAGCAGAGCACGCGUGCGAAACGACAGGUAGUGCAGCAGCAGCAGACGAUGCAGUAUGCGCAUUUGCACGCGAAUCAGACGCAGCAGCAGCAGCAGCAGCAAGAACAGCAGCAGAAACUACAGCAGCAGCAGCAGUUGCAGCUACAGCUUCAACUCCAGCAGCAGCAGCAACUACAACAAAAGCAACUACAGCAGAUGCAGCAACAGCAGCAGCAACAGCAACAGCAUCAGCAGCAGUACAUUGUAGCUCAGGCACCUUCGGUACCAGCGCGAUAUCAUAUUAAGGCGCGGGUACAACCCGCGGUGCAUAAUAGCGGACCACAAGAGCCGUCGCUGUACCGAGACUACUACGGGCAGGUGCAAGCGGUGGGAGGGAGCUACAGAGGAUAAAGUGUCUAUAAAGCAGCACUGGUAAUGUCAAAAACUGUUGAGAAGGAAUUUCAUAUUGUACAAUUUUUAUAUCUUGUUUAUAACUACCGGUGGCGUUUUUUUGUAUUUUGAGUGUUUAUAUUAUAGUUGCUUUGACUGCUAUUCUGUUUG